Vicia faba (fava bean) is the source of this 537-nucleotide messenger RNA. The record is from the annotation of a GenBank genome assembly. NCBI's taxonomy places the organism in Eukaryota, Viridiplantae, Streptophyta, Magnoliopsida, Fabales, Fabaceae.
AUGAGUAAUGAGAGCCACCUGCAAGUUACUUUCUCAAAGCGUCGUAGUGGACUUUUCAAGAAAGCCAAUGAAUUUUGCACACUUUAUGGUGCAGAUGUUGCUCUUGUUGUAUUUUCACCUAGUGAGAAGGUGUUUUCAUUUGGUCACCCACAUAUUGAUACGAUCAUAGAUCGUUAUCUAUCACGGGUCCUACCCCAAAACAAUGGCACCAUGCAACUAAUUGAGGCUCACCGUAGUGCCAACGUGCGUGAGCUCAAUAGUAAGCUGACUGAAAUUAAUAAUACGUUGGACAUUGAGAAGAAGUAUGGUGAUGAGCUGGUCCAUUUGUUCAAGGAAACUGAAGCUCGAUUUUGGUGGGCUUGUCCCAUUCAUUCGAUGAAUAGAGGUCAACUUGAUCUAUUCAAGAGGGCUUUGGAGGAACUUAAGAAACUUGUUGCACAAUAUUCUGAUAGGUUUAACCCUAUGUUGCAACCUCAUUUGUUUGGCUUCAACAAUAUGGAUGAAAAUGGCGGAUAUAGAUCAUUUGAAAUCUUUUGA